GGCGCUCACGUGCGGAGACCCGCGCGGGGCGGCUUCCGGGGUCCCGGGCGCUGCUGUCCCCGCUGCCGGCGAAUUGGGGUCCGGCGGGACCUGUGCUCGGCGGGCAGAGCUCGGCUCCGGGGCCGCGGCGCCGCCGUGGAUGGGCGCGGGGACCGGGACGGUGCCGGGAUGGCGAAGGCGAGGGUGCUGGCCCCCGAGCGCGCCCCGGGCGACCCCGCGCCUGAGCCCGGGCUCGUCAAGAAGCCGAAUCGGAAGAAAAACAGGAAGAAAAGAUUCUGGAAGAAGAAAGCGCGAGAAGCAGGCAGAAAGCCGGGAAACGGCCCCGGCGUGGUCGUGGUGCGACCUCCAAAGGCACCGGAGGACUUUUCCCCAAACUGGAAGACGCUGCAGGAGGAGUUGCUGAAACAAAAAUCACAGGCCCUGGAAGAGCCUCUUGUUCUCUCUCAGACGGAUUCCAAAAAGCAGCCCCAAAGUGUCCAACAAAACAGGAAAGUGAUCUCAGAUAAAGCAAAGAGAGAUGAGAUGGGGACAGAAAACACAGACCCCAAGGCCACAGGGAGCUCUGUGCCCUCAAGAUGUCUGAUGAACAGGAAGAUCCGGGCACAGCGCAAUGAGAAAGGAGCGAAGAAAAGGACCAAUGAUGACAUUUCCCCGAAACGAGAAGAAGUCAAACGUAAGAAGUGGAAAGCUGAGGAGGUGACCGCCACCUUGCCUCCGGCCCCGCCCACUGAAGAAGACAUCUGGUUUGACGACGUUGACCCAGCAGACAUCGAAGCAGCCAUCGGCCCGGAGGCAGCCAGGAUAGCAAGGAAGCGGCUGGGUCAGAGCGAGAGCAGCAUCACGCUGGUGAAGGAGCGGGCCUUCAGCGGCCUGACGAAAGCCUUAGCCGCAGACUGUGAGAUGGUGGGCGCGGGCCCCAGGGGGGAGGAGAGCAUCGUGGCCCGCGUGUCCCUGGUGAACCAGUACGGGAAGUGUGUUUACGACAAGUACGUGAAGCCAACCCAGCCGGUGACUGACUACAGGACGGCGGUCAGCGGCAUCCGGCCCGACGACCUGGCGCAGGGAGAAGAAUUUGAAGUCGUCCAGAAGGAGGUGGCAGACCUGCUGAAGGGCCGGAUUCUAGUCGGACACGCGCUGCACAACGACCUGAAGGCGCUGUUUCUCGGUCACCCGAAGAAGAAGAUCCGGGACACUCAGAAGUACAAACCUUUCCGGAGCCAAGUGAAGAGUGGACGGCCGUCCCUGAAGCUGCUUGCGGAGAGAGUCUUGGGGAUCCGGGUGCAGCAGGCAGAGCACUGCUCGAUUCAAGACGCGCAGGCAGCGAUGAGGCUGUACGUCCUGGUGAAGAAGGAGUGGGAAAGCAUCGCCCGAGACAGGCGGCCCCCGGCCUCCAAGGCCCACGGUGACGCCGCCUAGCAGGAGCCCCGUCCUGUGCCACGCUCACGGGCAGCUGUGACCAAGUCACCGGACAGAUGGAGCCCCCCCGGAGCAGUGACCCUGUGGAAAGGUUUCAGAAUCAUGGCGGCAGGGGCACGCGGCGUGCUUGCUGCUGAGCAGAACGUCGCCCGUCUGGUUGUGGCAUCUGAGACUCAUCUCCGCACCUGGGACGGGAGGAGGGGCUGUCCCUGGGGGCUCCCCGGGUCCCAGGACCAGAGGCGCCUAGUUGUCCCCAGGUCUGCGGCGCCUUCCUCUGAGGAGGCCCCUUUCCCUCGUUGCCUUGGCCAACGGAAAGGCAAGAACUCCGCGGACCCGAGCCUGGACCGCGCGGCUGUGGGCAGCCCGGCGGCAGCCUCGUCGAGGGGUUUUCAGUGGUUCCUUUCUCACCCCCUGCACACAAGUUUAAACUGCGGGUCGGGGCCCACAGCCGGCGAGGGGAGCUCGGGCUGCCCAGCGCGGUGACGACAGUUCUCCCCAGAGGUGGGCGCCUCCCCGACCACGGGCGGUCCGCAGCCCUCUCCCCCCGGCCCGGGCGCGGGGGGCUCUCUGAGCACAGGAGCAGCCGGUUGCAGUGAGUGGAGCGUGUGACGCACCGGGCUGUACUGAGCCCCUGCCAGCCGUACAGAAAGUCCGAACCCACAGAGGAUGUUGUGUGACGUAAACGCAGGUUUUUACUUGA
Messenger RNA from Eubalaena glacialis (North Atlantic right whale), 2116 nucleotides. RefSeq names its product REX4 homolog, 3'-5' exonuclease (gene REXO4). Gene Ontology annotation, biological process: rRNA processing; DNA catabolic process. NCBI's taxonomy places the organism in Eukaryota, Metazoa, Chordata, Mammalia, Artiodactyla, Balaenidae. The transcript has 8 exons. The record is from RefSeq and is a predicted model, not a curated record. Gene Ontology annotation, cellular component: nucleus. The coding region runs from base 169 to 1416 and encodes 415 amino acids. Gene Ontology annotation, molecular function: nucleic acid binding; 3'-5' exonuclease activity.